Molecule: messenger RNA, 1290 nt
Organism: Letharia columbiana
Lineage: Eukaryota; Fungi; Ascomycota; Lecanoromycetes; Lecanorales; Parmeliaceae
Exons: 1
Coding region: 1-1290 (429 amino acids)
Source: RefSeq, a predicted model, not a curated record
AUGGUCUUCAAAUUGGCCACUGAUAUACUACCCCCUGACUCCAUCCUCUUCAUGGACAACUAUUUUACCGAACCAAAGCUUGCUAGCAAGCUGAAGGCCUUAAGGAUUGCUGUGUGUGGGACUAUGAAGCCAAAUCGGACGGAUCUUCCAGAAUUGCUUGUGGAGAUGAAACAGCGAUUUGCUAAGGAUAUCCCGUACGGUACCCUUGCUGCAGUGGUUCAGGACGAUAUUCUCAUGGUAGCCUGGCAGGAUAACAACCUUGUUUUGGCCCUUACCACUGCCUACGGUGUCAGAGAGGUUGAUGACACUAUUACCAAAAAGAGAAAGCGUCCCAGUAGGACAAGUACUAAUAAUCGCAUUGUCUUACCUGCUUUCAAAGAGGAUGGGAAUGACGUCUGGCAAAAGGAUUUCGGUGUUCCGAAGAUCUUUUCUACUACAACAGGCAUAUGGGGGAGAUUGAUCGAUUCAAUGCACUGGUGGCUGCAUAUUCUUCCCACAGGGCUUGCAAUCGGAUAUGGAUGCCCCAAUUUCACUGGAAACCCCCCACCACCGCGCACGCCCGUCGCCGACGGCGGCGGCAGCAGCCCCGGCCUCCCCCGCGGGGCCCGAAGACCCGCGCCGCCUCGCCCGCGAACAUGUCGUUCCGGAGCGUCGAGCAGGGCGUCGGCGUCCGGCGGGCGCGCGCCGGGCGCGGAACAGCGCACCUGGGGCGCGAAGGAUCGGACGCUGACGAUGAGGUUCGCCUUCUCUCCUACGCGGGUACGGGGCGGAACGCCGGGCGAGUCAACAAGGACGGGUUCCGCGCGCCGGAUCGAUCGAUCGGGGGAGGGGGGGUUUUUUUUCUUUCCUUGGUUCUUGAGACUCCCGCCCCAUGUCUCGGGGCCGCACGCAUUGCUCGAGGAUCUCUCACGCCGCUUGCGCGAUGCGGUACCAGGACGCCUUGUCCAAGACGGCGAUGCCGGGGCGCGAGAUCACGUUGAUGACGCAAGAGCCGUCGGCUGUGGAUGCGCACGGUGCGCUGUCCCGCAUGCGCUCGCACCCGGAGCGAGGUAUGGAUGGAUGGGAUUGAUUUCCGGCGUCAGACUCACAGCUGUAGACCCUCCAAGGCAGAUUUACCGACCAGCGACCCUGUGUGCGGGGGCCCCAUGUCAGGUCGGAUAUAAAGUGCGGUAUCUGGUCGUAGGCGUCGUGGCAGCUGUCGUAAUUCAGAUCGGAUCCGUAUCCAUCCGGGUCGCAUUGGAUUAUCAGGUGGGAGAGGUUGGAAGAGGGUGCUGGUUGUCCGUUAGGUAG